CUUACUCUGUUUGUAUUACUGCAAUGGCGGCAGAUGGAAUACUGUAUUUGGUUUAUCUACUUUGCACUUUUAAUGAUUAUUAAUAAAUGGAAAAAAAGAAAUUCAAUAUUAAUUUGGACGACUCGGCAUUCACCAAGGAAAGAAGGCCGGUGGCACCUUUGUUCAAGGCCAAAGAUGGCCAGCUAGAGGCCUCAUCAGCUCCUCCAGCUCCGGGCCAACCACUGUCCUAUGCUGAGUUCAUCGUUCAGACCAAAAACAGGGUGCUUCAGGGAGCAGCCCAUGGAUCAGAGAAACAAACAUCUGCUGUCCAAAGUAUAAAUGAUGCUGCAGGGCAAAGUAUUGUAAACACAGUUGGAAUUGGGUCAGUUAGUAAGUCAUCUUCAGACUCAGGGAAACCUGUAUCAGAGCAGCAGGGACCAUCAGAGGCACCAACAAAAGAGGACGAGCAGUGUUCGGAGAUUUGUGUCAUUGCUCCUCAUCUUUUAGGAUCAGGAAACAGUAUUAUUGUCAGUCCUCGACAGAGAGGCAACCCCAUCCUAAAGUUUGUGAGAAAUGUUCCUUGGGAAUUUGGAGAAGUGGUGCCAGACUAUGUUUUGGGGCGGACAACAUGUGCUCUCUUUCUCAGUGUUCGUUACCAUAAUCUGAACCCAAACUACAUCCAUGAACGUCUGAAACAGCUGGGACAGAGUUUUAUCCUCCGAGUGUUGCUCGUCCAAGUUGACGUGAAAGACCCUCAUCAUGCACUGAAAGAUCUUGCUCGAAUAUGCAUCAUGGCAGACUGUACUCUCAUACUGGCCUGGAGCCCUGAAGAAGCUGGUCGUUACCUUGAGACAUAUAAAUCCUAUGAGAAGAAGCCUGCAGACCUCCUGAAAGAACAAGUGGAGAAAAAUUACCUAUCCCAGGUUACAGAUAGUUUAACUACAGUGAAGUCAGUCAAUAAGACAGAUGCUAUGACUCUCCUGUCUACUUUUUCUUCUCUGGAGGGUAUCAUUAACGCUUCCAGGGAGGAGCUUGUUUUGUGCCCAGGACUCGGCCCACAGAAGGCAAGAAGGCUUUAUGAUGUUUUGCACCAGCCCUUCAUAAAGACCAAGAAGAAGGAAAGCGGAUAAAGCUAAGCUGUAUUUAACCCUCUGGGGUCGACGGAUGCGCCGGUGUGUCCUGCUGGAUUUUUUCCUCAUGACAGCGGAAACAACUUAAAAUAUUUUUGGGCAUACAGAUAAGUGUAAGACAUAAUUAGAAACUAUAAAGGGUCUACUUUUAUUUAUGUACACUCAAAAUAACAACAAAACCUUGUGCUUUUGUAAAAUAAAGAAAAUAAAUGGUGCGCUUUCAGCCGUCUCUGUCUCCGCGAGCAUCUUUCUGAAUCACGUCACAAAAAUGAACUGAAACUCCGCAAAUACUUAUCAGACAAACAUGAAGCAUAUGUCUAAAGAAAGCUUAAAAUGUCUACUUUUAAAUAAAACAAUUCAAAUGUAAAAAAAAAAAAAUUCUCCUGCAAUGUAAUCUGUAUGAAACAAAGUGAUGUACAGUUUCUCCUGGCUCAGCUAAUUAUCGCUAAUGUGAUCCCACCCACCAGAAGAGCACGCUAUUCAUACGGUAAUGUGCUGAGGCGAUCAAUGCAAAUGGUAAACGCCCCCAACAGUGCCUUUAAAAACAUCAAGUUCAUUCACUUUUCUGCGCGUUUGGAAGAUGGCACGCUACACAGGUGAGGAAGCUCCUGGAUAGUGACGAAGAGUUCAUGUUUUCCUCAGAAGAAGAGCGGAAAGCCAACGAUGAACGUUUGCAUUUUGAAGAGCGACUUGAUCCAGCCAAGGAUACAAUUUCAGAAGAGUAAGUCAUUUAGUUUUACUUACAUAUUAGUUGACAUGCUAUUUUAUAUAAACAUAUACAUAUUUUACUAGUUGGACUAUCUCCAGACUUGCCAGCCAGGAUUCAGAGUAUUGAAAUUUGAAAUAUGUCCUAAUAAGCAAGUUUUAGUUACAUGUAAAUGUUGUUUCGGCUAAAGCAGGUAUUUAAAUUGUAAGCUGUAUGAUAUAAAUAUAUGUAAUAUGAUAUAAAAAUAAUAUGAAUGUUUAGAUUAUAUUUUAACUAGUGUUUAUGCUGCCUCAUUAUCAUCAACGAAGCUUGCGCUUGCAAAUAUCUGUUCGGGUGUAAAUGUGUAAAAUGUGCUGUAAAUAUGCCCAUAUUAGAAAAUCAGCAUAUUAGAAUGAUUUCUGAAGGAUCAUGUGACACUGAAGACUGCAGUAAUGAUGCUGAAAAUUCAGAUUUGAUCACAGGAAUAAAUUGCAUUUUACAAUAUAUUCAAAUAGAAAACAGUUAUUUUAAAUUGUAAAAAUAUUUUAUAUAUAUAUAUUUUUUUUUUUUUUGCUGUAUUUUGGAUCAAAUAUAUUCAGCCUUGGUGAGCAGAAGAGACUUCUUUUAAAAACAUUAAAAAAUCUUACAGAUCUAAAACUUUUAAAUGUAGUGUAGGUCUAAAGUUUUUAAGUAAAGUCUUUAUGUAAAGAAAAUGUAUAGUCAGAUUACUUCUUUUAACUUAAACUUGAUUUUGUGAAAAAGCUACAAACAAUACAUUCAAUCAUUCAGUCUCCUCACAUUCAUUCUCUCUCAGGGGAGGGGUCUUUGUCUCCUCAGGUGUGAAUCACAUCAAUAUUCGUGAUCAUCCACGCCUCAAUAAAAGUGUCUUACAAAAGUUAAAUGACUAUAUUGUUUUGUAUGAAUGAGUGAUCAGGAUGGUUUUCACAUCAUUUUGUAGCAAAAACACUAGGCAACAAGAUCCAGUUCUCAAAAGACUUGUGAACAAAUGUUUAGUAUGUGUUAUAUGGCCUUAUUUCAGUGACUUAACAUUUAUUUUAUUUUUUUCAAAAACCACGCAUAAACGUUAUUUUCUCAAAAAUACAAACACGUACAUACAUGUUGUUCACAUAUUAUUGUAGCCCAGUUUGUGCUGAAUACAGUGUUAUCAGACUUUAGCCAUUAAUAUGUUUUAAGCAACUGAAAAAAGCACAAAUGUCAAGGCAUGUCAAAACUUCUCCAGGGACCAAAACACCCUCAGACCUCAGAGGGUUAAGUCAUCAAGUGUUUUAGAACACUUGGCCCUAUUGUAAGGUCUGGAGCCACAAUAGCACAUGGUCCUCUGGAAGCAUCAUUUGAGCAUUUGGUUUAUGAUGGUCUCUGCCUGUAAGUAGGGCAUAAACAGCCUUUUAAUAUCCAGCAUGCAGUGAUAU
Molecule: messenger RNA, 3224 nt
Organism: Myxocyprinus asiaticus (Chinese sucker)
Lineage: Eukaryota; Metazoa; Chordata; Actinopteri; Cypriniformes; Catostomidae
Gene: ercc1
Product: excision repair cross-complementation group 1
Exons: 9
Coding region: 87-1109 (340 amino acids)
Biological process (GO): mitotic recombination; UV-damage excision repair; meiotic mismatch repair
Cellular component (GO): nucleotide-excision repair factor 1 complex; nucleus; ERCC4-ERCC1 complex
Molecular function (GO): single-stranded DNA binding; damaged DNA binding
Source: RefSeq, a predicted model, not a curated record